Ipomoea triloba (trilobed morning glory) is the source of this 2602-nucleotide messenger RNA. Its product is annotated as EIN3-binding F-box protein 1-like. Gene Ontology annotation, cellular component: SCF ubiquitin ligase complex. The transcript has 2 exons. Bases 367 to 2253 code for a protein of 628 amino acids. Lineage: Eukaryota; Viridiplantae; Streptophyta; Magnoliopsida; Solanales; Convolvulaceae. Gene Ontology annotation, biological process: SCF-dependent proteasomal ubiquitin-dependent protein catabolic process. The record is from RefSeq and is a predicted model, not a curated record. Gene Ontology annotation, molecular function: protein binding.
UUUCUGCGUCUAUGUUCUUGAUGACAUCUCACCAAAUACAUUUAACUCCAUUGUUCCUACGCCGUUUAAUAUAAUUCUGCUUUACAUUAAAAUAUUUUAGUUCUGGGAUUAUAUAUACAUACACCCAUACAUCGAUAGAUAGUUCUGUAUGUAACACACACUCUCUCCGCGUUGGUUCAUUUUUCCUCCUCCUUCAUUCCCUCUCCAACUUGCCAUUUUUGUUGCACUGCAAGUGGGGGUUUUUUCUUGAAAAGGUGGGGCUUUGGAAUGUGGAAUGCCAUCCUGGGCUGAAAUUCAUAUCUGGGUUGCGCUCAUCUUCUUGGGAAAUCUCUGCAUUUGCGCUCUGGUUUUUGAAGAAAAGCAGCCAUGCCUACUCUUGUUAAUCGUAGUGGUGAUGACGAGUUCUAUUGUGGGAGUUCAUUAUGCUCAGCAGAUUUUAGCCAUAUCUUGUCUCUUGGUUAUGCGGAUGUUUACUGCCCUUCAAAAAAGCGACGGUGCCUUCCAAAUCCAUUUGUUGUUGAAGAAAAUUCAAAGAUGGAAAUCCUUCCAGAUGAGUGCUUGUUUGAGAUAUUUAGACGUUUGGGCGGAGGGCGUGAAAGGAGUGCGGCCGCUUGUGUUUCAAAGCGCUGGCUCAUGCUCCUCAGCAGUAUCCGCAGUUCAGAAAUAUGCAAGAGCAAGAGCCAUGGGGACGGUGCAAAAGCAGUAUCAGAUUGCGAAAUUGAGUGUGAUGGGUACCUUACCAGGACUGUGGAAGGGAAAAAAGGGACUGAUGUUAGACUUGCUGCCAUUGCAAUUGGGACUUGGAGCCGUGGGGGGCUCGGGAAGCUUUUGGUCCGAGGGAGCAACUCUAUGUGUGGCAUUACUAAUGCUGGUUUAUCAGCAAUUGCUCGUGGUUGCCCUUCCCUCAGGACCCUUUCACUGUGGGAUGUGCCUUGUGUUGGAGAUGAAGGCCUUAUGGAGAUUGCAAAGGAAUGCCAUUCAUUGGAGAAGCUGGAUCUUUGCCAGUGUCCUUCGAUUUCGAGCAAGGGUCUUGUUGCAAUUGCUGAAAGGUGUCCGAGUUUGACUUCAUUAACAAUUGAGUCUUGCUCGAGUAUAGGCAAUGAGGGGCUCCAAGCCAUUGGGAGACACUGUACUUUGUUACAAUCUGUGACUAUUAAGGAUUGUCCUCUUGUUGGAGACCAGGGUGUUGCAACUCUGCUGUCUUCUGCCCCAACUAAAGUCAAACUUCAUGGGUUAAAGAUCACUGAUUUCUCGCUAGCCAUUAUUGGACAUUAUGGCAAGGCAAUUACCUCUCUUGCUCUUAGUGCACUUCAGAAUGUGAGCCAAAAGGGUUUUUGGGUGAUGGGUAACGCUCAAGGUCUAAACACUCUGGCUUCUUUGACAAUCACCUCUUGUAGGGGAACCACAGAUGUAAGCCUUGAAGCUGUGGGAAAAGGUUGUCCAAAUCUGAAACUUAUGUGUCUUCGUAAGUGUUGCUUCGUGUCUGAUCAUGGACUCGUAGCUUUCAGCAAAGCUGCUGGAGCCCUUGAGAGUUUGCAGCUGGAAGAAUGCAACAGGAUCACCCAAAUCGGGGUCGUAAAUGCAAUUUCAAAUUGUGGCAAGUUAAAGUCUCUUUCUGUGGUGAAGUGUAUGAAUGUCAUGGAUCUAACCCCAGAAGCUCAAUUGCUGUCUCCAUGUGAAUCUCUCAGAUCGUUGUCCAUCCGAAACUGCCCUGGUUUUGGCAGCAAUAGCUUGGCCAUGGUGGGUAAGCUCUGCCCCCAGCUAUACCAAUUGGAUCUUAGUGGGCUUUGUGGGAUAACAGAUGCUCCUCUUCUCUCCCUCCUGGACAACUCCAAGGCAGGCCUUGCCGAGGUGAACCUCAGUGGCUGCCUGAAUUUGUCAGAUGAAGUGGUGUUUGCCCUGACCAGGUUGCACGGUCAGACGCUGCAAGUACUGAAUCUCGACGGGUGCAGGAAGAUUACUAAUGCAAGCUUGGUGGCAGUGGCGAACAGCUGCACCUUCCUUAACGAUCUCGAUGUUUCAAAAUGUUUGAUAACUGAUUCUGGUUUGGCUGCAUUGUCCCAGGGUGUGCAAAUAAACUUGCAGAUUCUUUCCCUAUCGGGUUGCUUCAAGGUGUCGAGCAAGAGCGUUCCUUCCCUUCGAAAAUUGGGAAAGAAUCUGAUCGGUUUGAAUCUCCAGCAAUGCAAUGGCAUGAGCAGCAGCGCCAUCGAACUACUUGUAGAGCACUUGUGGAGGUGUGAUAUCCUCUCCUAAGCCUAUAGACCGUGCCAAUAUAAACGCGAUUCAUGGGACUUGAUAUCCCAUCAGCUCUGAUUCAGGAUAUAUUAGUUGCUGGAUUGUAUUCAGGAAGCUAUUAGCUAUGGCAGACAAUUUUGCACCAACUUUUUGCAGGCUUAUCAAAAGGCCUGUUGGAACUCUUUUGGUUGCCAUGAUAACCUUCUUAAGAUUGUUUUUGUUUUAAUGAGUCUUAGGUUUUGAUGUACCCAAAAGGCCCUAUUUUAGCAGGUCCCUUGUUUCUUGUACUGUACUGGGCAUCAAGAAAGUUAUAAUCUUUGUCUUCAGCUUAUAAAAACAGUCUUGGUGGUCACCAUUGUUAGAUCAA